AUGGACGAAGACAUUUCCAACUUCAGCGCCAUCACAAAUGCCGACCCCCAGGUAUCUCGCGGCUUCCUGGAAAUGUCGGGCGGCAACCUCGAGGCGGCCGUCCAACUCUUCUUCGAGAACCCGGACCUCCAAACUGGCUUCGGCGCCGCCGGUUCCACUACGGUCCCUCCUGCUGUCCCUUCCAGCACACGCCAUACCGGUACCGGUACGAGUGCGGGUGCGGGUACGGGUACGGGGAACCGGAACCACCCGAUUCAGAUCGACAGCGACGACGAACAAGAUGAUGUCAGCAUGACGGAAAACGGCGACGACGACAAUGUACAAGUACUCGGCGGAGAUGACGAUGAUACCGAGGAGGCGGCCCGGAUCGCCCGCACUGCACAAGAGGAGGAAGAUGCUGCUAUGGCGCAGCGGCUUCAACAGGAGCUGUUUGGCGGGGAUGGAGGGGGAGGUUCUGGCGCUGGCGGCGGCGACGGUGGUCCUGAGGGCGUGCGGUCGCCUAUCCGAGCGACGACGGACACGCUGGUUGGGCCGACUUUUGGGGGACUGUAUGAUGAUGGCGAGGUGUCGUCGUCGUCGUCGACGUCGUUUAUUCCGCAGCAGAUCCGGCAGACGGCAGCUGCCCGACCACGAGGUGGCCCCCGAAACCCGUUUAACCACGAAACUAGUAUUUGGGACGACGACCGUGACGCCGCCCGAGCCGGGGGACCCAACAACUCGAGCGAGCGUGCACGUCGUCUCGCGGACCUCUUCCGCCCCCCCUACGGCCUCAUGUCGCGACUGGAAUGGGACGAGGCACGAGACCAAGGCAAAGAGGAGAAGAAAUGGAUCAUGGUCAACCUCCAGGACAACAGCAUCUUCCCGUGCCAGGCCCUCAACCGGGACAUCUGGAAGGACGAAGAGGUGCAGGAGGCGGUGCGGGAGCACUUCAUCUUCCUCCAAUACUCCAAGAGCUCGCUGGACGCGCAGCAGUACAUCACGUUCUACUGCCAGGGCAACAGCCACGAGAACCCGGACAACUACCCGCACGUGGCCAUCAUCGACCCGCGGACGGGCGAGCAGGUCAAGCUGUGGAGCGGGCUGCCGUUCCCCAGCGCGAAGGAUUUCCUGGUGGACGUGCGGGACUUUCUGCGCCGGUACAGCCUGGACGGGAGCAAGAAGAACCCGGUGGCCAAGGAGACGGCGAAGCGGCCCAAGACGAUCGACGUGGACCGCAUGACGGAGGAGGAGAUGCUGGAGCUGGCGCUGCAGAACAGCAUGGCGACGGCGGCCAACGGCGGUGGCGGCGGCGGCGGGGGGGCGGGCGGUAGCGGGGCGACGUUCAAGUCUAAAGAAGAAGAAGAAGAAGAAGAAGAAGAAGAAGAAGAAGAACAGGCGGCAGCGAGCGCGUUCGCUUGCAUCGCGAGCGACAAGCCGCACGAGGAGCCGGAGCACGACCCGGGCACGACGACGCGGAUCCAGUUCCGGCUGCCGACGGGGGGCCGGGUGAUCCGGCGGUUUAAGACGGACGAGCGGGUGCGGCGGGUGUUCGAGUGGCUCAAGGCGGAGCCGAUCGCGGGCAAGGAAGGGGUGGAGUUUGAGCUGAAGAAGAGCCCGCAGGGCCAGGACCUGCUGGAGGCGCUGGAGCAGACGAUUCAGGAGGCGGGGCUGAAGCAGGGCACUGUCAUGGUUGAGUUUUUGGAGUGA
Molecule: messenger RNA, 1686 nt
Organism: Sodiomyces alkalinus F11
Lineage: Eukaryota; Fungi; Ascomycota; Sordariomycetes; Glomerellales; Plectosphaerellaceae
Exons: 3
Coding region: 1-1686 (561 amino acids)
Biological process (GO): proteasome-mediated ubiquitin-dependent protein catabolic process
Cellular component (GO): nucleus
Molecular function (GO): ubiquitin binding
Source: RefSeq, a predicted model, not a curated record